AGGACGCGCCUCUGCGUGGUGACCAGGAGCUCAGACCGGACACGCCUGUGGGGGACAGAGAUGGCAGCUCAGAGGCCCAUGUCCCUGCACUGCUGCCUGCUGUUCCUCGCUGUGGCCACCUUGGCCGGGGGUGCAGGAGCAGCCCCGACUCCAAACAUGACUGAGACCACGCACACGCAUUGCCCACGGAGCUGCAAGGAAAUUUUGAAGAAGAAUCCUGGAGCCGAAGAUGGCCUGUACUUUCUCCGCACUGAGCAAGGGAAAGUCUACCAGACCUUCUGUGACAUGGAAACAAAUGGUGGCGGCUGGACUCUGGUGGCCAGCGUGCACGAAAACAACAUGUAUGGGAAAUGCACGGCAGGGGAUCGCUGGUCCAGCCAGCAGGGCAACCGAGCAGACACCCCCAGGGGAGAUGACAACUGGGCCAACUACAACACCUUUGGGUCUCCAGAGGCAGCCACCAGCGAUGACUACAAGAACCCCGGCUACUAUGACAUCCAGGCGGGGGACCUGGCCAUCUGGCAUGUCCCUAACAAGACCCCACUGACGUCCUGGAGGAACAGCUCUCUGCUGAGGUACUUCACCUACUCAGACUUCUUCAAGAAAUUCGGACACAACCUUUUUGGCCUCUACCAGAGAUAUCCCGUCGAGUACAACAUCGGCAGAUGCUGGCGCGACAACGGCCCCGCCGUUCCUGUGGAAUAUGACUAUGGGAGUCCCGAGAAAACUGCUUCCUACUAUUCUCCCUUUGGUCAGAAGGAAUUUGAUGCUGGAUUUAUCCAAUUCCGGGUGUUUAAUAAUGAGAGAGCAGCCAACGCACUGUGUCCGGGGAUGAGAGUUACCGGGUGCAACACGGAACAUCACUGCAUCGGAGGAGGAGGCUUCUUCGCGGAAGACAGUCCCAGACAGUGCGGGGACUUCUCAGGCUUCGACAGCAGUGGGUACGGGACUCACACGAUAGCCAGCAACAGCCGCGCCAUCACCGAGGCGGCCGUGCUGCUCUUCUAUCGUUGACCGUGCUGGACAAGUCCCCUCCCCGCACACCAUCCCCCACCAUCACCUCGUGCCCUGCUGAACUGCAUCUGGACCACAGAA
This is a messenger RNA of Sorex fumeus (smoky shrew), 1095 nucleotides long. RefSeq names its product intelectin-2-like. Lineage: Eukaryota; Metazoa; Chordata; Mammalia; Eulipotyphla; Soricidae. The transcript has 8 exons. Gene Ontology annotation, molecular function: oligosaccharide binding. The record is from RefSeq and is a predicted model, not a curated record. Bases 61 to 1014 code for a protein of 317 amino acids.